AUGGCCUUGAGUGGAAACUGCAGAACUUACCUCCCUCCUAGAGAACAAGCAACUGCUGCACAUUCCUUCCCAGAGGUGAUAGAACUGAAUGUGGGGGGCCAGGUUUACUUCACUCGCCUCUCCACGUUAACAGGCCUUCCUCACUCCCUGCUUUGGAAAAUGUUCACCUCCAAAAGAGAGACAGUCAAUGACCUGGCAAAAGAUUCCAAGGGAAGGAUUUUCAUUGACCGAGAUGGCUUCCUUUUCCGUUACAUUCUGGACUAUCUCAGGGACAAGCAGGUGGUCCUGCCCGACCAUUUCCCAGAGCGAGGAAGGCUCAGGAGGGAAGCCGAGUACUUCCAGCUCCCAGAUUUGGUCAAACUUCUGACGCCCGAUGAGAUCAAGCAAAGCCCUGAUGAUUAUUGCCAUAGUGACUAUGAGGAGGUUUCCCAAAGCAGUGACACAAGAAUAUGUGCCCCCUCAUCUCUCAUGGCCUCGGAGAGAAAGUGGGGCUUCAUUACCAUUGGCUACAGAGGUUCAUGCCCCAUGGGCAGGGAGACCCAAGCAGAUGCCAAAUUCAGAAGAGUCCCGAGGAUUUUGGUUUGUGGCAGGAUUGCUCUAGUCAAAGAAGUUUUUGGAGAAAGUUUGAAUGAAAGCAGAGACCCAGACCGAGCUCCUGAUAGAUACACUUCUAGGUUCUACCUGAAGUUCAGGCACCUGGAACGGGCUUUUGAUAUGUUGUCAGAAUGUGGAUUCCACAUGGUAGCCUGCAAUUCCUCUGUGACGGCUUCUUUUGUCAAUCAGUACACUGAUGAUAAAGUGUGGUCCAGCUACACAGAAUAUGUCUUUUAUCGUAAGUACAAACGAUGUCUGAUAUUGGCUCAGUUUGCUUGA
This is a messenger RNA of Python bivittatus (Burmese python), 873 nucleotides long. Lineage: Eukaryota; Metazoa; Chordata; Lepidosauria; Squamata; Pythonidae. The record is from RefSeq and is a predicted model, not a curated record.